Molecule: messenger RNA, 4222 nt
Organism: Doryrhamphus excisus (bluestripe pipefish)
Lineage: Eukaryota; Metazoa; Chordata; Actinopteri; Syngnathiformes; Syngnathidae
Gene: tle3a
Product: TLE family member 3, transcriptional corepressor a
Biological process (GO): regulation of DNA-templated transcription; negative regulation of canonical Wnt signaling pathway
Cellular component (GO): transcription regulator complex; nucleus
Molecular function (GO): protein binding; transcription corepressor activity
Source: RefSeq, a predicted model, not a curated record
UCCUGGCGAGUAAUCCGAUUGGACAGAUAGGCGCUUUCACGGCAGCUCAGCCCCGCUGCCUGUGUGUGGUAACCGGGCUAAACUGGACAACCGAGAGGGAGAUGGUGGAGAGCACCAUGUUUUAAACAGUCUCCUUUUUUUGGGCGUAUUUCGGAGAUACAUUCCCGCUUUUCUUUCGGGGGAUUACAGCGGACACAUUCCGUGGAGGUUCGCGGCUUGAAGGAGAAAAGUAGUUUUUGUUCUAGCCCCGACCGCACCGCCACCACCGCCGUGUUCUUUGCCCACUGCUGCCUUCGCGGUGCGGCUCCGGAAAGAUGAUGCUCUACUACGAUCUCGUUUGGACGGAUUAAAAGACUGCUUUCUCUUCUUCGGCUAUUCACGACCUCUCCUGCACCAACAACAAGCCCCUUGCCUGCUCCUUUUUUUCUACCAUUUUGUCAAAGGACCUGCAGAAAUAAACAAAGGGUUCUUUUUUUCUCAAGAUGUAUCCACAAGGCCGACAUCCGGCUCCUCAUCAGCCCGGCCAGCCUGGCUUCAAAUUCACCGUAGCUGAAUCUUGUGACAGAAUUAAAGAUGAAUUCCAGUUCCUGCAAGCCCAGUAUCACAGUCUUAAGGUGGAGUAUGACAAGCUGGCCAAUGAGAAGACAGAGAUGCAGCGCCACUAUGUCAUGUACUAUGAGAUGUCUUAUGGGCUCAACAUUGAGAUGCACAAACAGACGGAGAUUGCCAAACGGCUCAAUGCUAUUUUAGCUCAAAUUAUGCCUUUCCUGUCACAAGAGCACCAACAGCAGGUUGCUCAGGCAGUGGAGCGGGCAAAGCAGGUCACUAUGACUGAGCUGAAUGCCAUCAUCGGGGUACGUGGACUUCCCAAUCUGCCUCUCACCCAGCAGCAACUCCAGGCACAACACCUCUCUCAUGCUGCUCACGGGCCCCCCGUCCAGCUGCCCCCGCACCCCUCCGGCCUGCAACCGCCUGGCAUCCCUCCCGUCACGGGCGCGGGAUCCGGCCUGCUCGCGCUCGGAGCACUGGGCAGCCAAGCCCACCUCCCAGUGAAGGAUGAGAAGAACCACCAUGAUCUGGAACACAGAGAGAGCACGAAUAACUCAAUAUCGCCGUCAGAAAGCUUACGCACAGCCAGCGAGAAGCACCGCAGCUCCUCCGACUACAGUUUGGACUCCAAGAAGCGCAAAGUGGAGGAGAAGGAUAGCAUGAGCAGAUAUGACAGUGAUGGAGAGAAAAGUGAUGACCUCGUGGUAGAUGUGUCUAAUGAGGAUCCUGCCACGCCCCGAGCCAGCCCAGCACACUCGCCGCCUGAAAAUGGCAUUGAUAAGCCCCGACCCCCAAAGAAAGACACGCCCAACAGCCCGGCAUCGGUGGCAUCCUCUGGAAGCACCCCAUCCUCCAAGGCCAAGGAGCUCAGUCAUAAUGACAAAUCCUCCACGCCUGGCCUCAAGUCCAACACCCCCACCCCGCGCAACGAUGCCCCCACCCCUGGCACCAGCUCCACUCCUGGGCUCAGACCCAUCCUGGGCAAACCACCAGGCAUGGAGGCUCUCGCAGCCCCAGCCCUGCGUACACCUCUGUCCAUCGCAGGCUCCUACCCGACUCCCUUUGCAAUGAUGGGCCAUCACGAAAUCAAUGGAGGCCUGACUAGUCCUGGUGUCUAUGCUGGUCUGCACAUCUCCCCUCAGAUGAGUGCUGCAGCUGCUGCAGCCUAUGGACGCGCUCCCAUGGGAUUUGAUCCUCACAGCCACAUGAGAGCCCCUGGCCUUCCAGCAAGCCUCACGUCCAUCUCGGGAGGUAAACCGGCUUACUCUUUCCACGUGAGCGCAGACGGCCAGAUGCAGCCCGUACCUUUCCCACCCGACGCCCUGAUUGGCCCUGGUAUCCCCCGCCACGCCCGUCAGAUCAACACGUUGAGUCACGGCGAGGUGGUGUGUGCCGUAACCAUUAGCAACCCCACACGCCACGUCUACACCGGCGGCAAAGGCUGUGUCAAAAUCUGGGAUAUCAGCCAACCUGGCAGCAAAAGUCCCGUGUCCCAACUGGACUGUCUGAACAGGGAUAACUACAUCCGCUCCUGUAAGCUGCUGCCUGAUGGCCGCACAUUGAUUGUAGGAGGCGAGGCCAGCACGCUGACCAUCUGGGAUCUGGCCUCUCAGACGCCUCGCAUCAAAGCCGAGCUCACCUCCUCGGCGCCGGCGUGCUACGCCUUGGCCAUCAGCCCUGAUGCCAAAGUCUGCUUCUCCUGCUGCAGUGAUGGAAACAUUGCCGUGUGGGACCUCCACAACCAGACUCUUGUCAGGCAGUUCCAGGGUCACACAGACGGUGCUAGUUGCAUUGAUAUUUCCCAUGAUGGUACUAAACUGUGGACAGGCGGGCUUGACAACACGGUUCGCUCCUGGGAUCUAAGGGAGGGUCGACAGCUACAGCAGCACGACUUCACAUCACAGAUCUUCUCGCUGGGUUACUGUCCGACUGGGGAGUGGUUAGCUGUGGGCAUGGAGAGCAGUAACGUGGAAGUGCUACACCACUCCAAACCGGACAAGUAUCAGCUGCACCUCCACGAGAGCUGCGUCCUCUCGCUCAAGUUUGCCUACUGUGGGAAAUGGUUUGUAAGCACUGGGAAAGACAACUUGUUGAAUGCUUGGAGGACUCCCUACGGAGCCAGCAUAUUCCAGUCCAAGGAGUCCUCAUCUGUCCUGAGCUGUGACAUCUCCACGGAUGACAAGUACAUCGUGACAGGCUCCGGUGACAAGAAAGCUACAGUGUACGAAGUGAUCUACUAAGAAUGGAGCGUUGUCUUCUCCCUCCAUCCCUCCAUGGACACACCCUCUCACAGACUGCAUGGACGUUGCCUGCAGCUCCGGAAAUGGAUUUGCCAGGAAGUUGGGCAGUGCCGGACUGAGAUGAUGGAUGUUUAUGUUGUACCUGGAUGUUGUGACCUUCGGCUCUGCACUUCCUCACUCAUCCAACUAACACUUGUACAGCGAGAACAGUUCCCAAAGGCACCACGAAGGAUAUAAUGGCUUGCUGGGCUUUUUUCUUUUUUUUUUUUUUUUCUGUUUGCUGGAUUUUUUUUUUUUUAAGUCGUCCUUUCUGAUGUGGAAAUAAAGUUCCAUGACACAACUAGAAGCAGUGCUUCGCUGUGGAGUUUCUUCUCGGAGGUCCUGUGAAAAGUGUACAUAGUGGAGUUAAAAAAGGCCUUUUAUAGAUUUAUAUUUUGGUGUCCAAUUACGCUUGUGAUGGUUCUUUCUUGUUCAGUGAUUUUCUGUCCCCUCUGGGAAUGAAAAUUAGAUUAGAACUUUGUAAGCGGAUAUUCUAUUUCCUUUUUACCCCCCUCCUCUGCUUUUUUCACAUUGGUUGUGGUGGAUGACCUUUUCAGAAAUCUAAUUUGGAUUUUUUUUCCCCCCCUUCGUCUCCUGAAAACAGCCUUUUUCUCCUUCACUGGAAUUUGCUUUAACACAGAACACAGAUGGUUGACCCGUGGAAUUUAGCAGUGGAUAAUUGUAAAAAUGCUUGACAAAAAUCUCUUUUUGUCUGACUGGAAGGAGGAAAAUGGCGGCCUGUGACUCAACAGCUUAAUGAAGACCUUACCCUGGACUCUGGCUGCUUUCAAUAACAUGGAAAUGGAUUUCUAUCUACUGAAAGACUGAUGGCUUUUAUGGAGAAGCAGCUGUGACUUGAUUUCACCCUGUUGAUGUGACGCUUCAUUGCCUCGUUGGACAAAGUCAUCAGUCUCAAUGGCCUCUCUCUCUUUCUCUAACGCUGUUUGUGACUGAUAUGCAAGUCUUAUGGUGGCAGGUAAAAGCCAUCAGCACAUACAACUUUAUGGGAAAGCUCUGCUUGCUUUCCUCUGUGUUUCAUAAUAUUCCACUACAACCUGCUCGUGGAGGGGAACGGACUGUGUGUAAACACAUUAGACUUGUCGCGAUCAUGUGUCGUCAUCCUUGAGGAUUGUACAGUUGGCAGUUGUUGAUGACUCAAUAGACUGUUUUUAUAUUAAAAAAAGAACAUACUGCUUUUGCUGCUGAGUGAAUUGAGUGGGUAUAGAUUUUUACUCGUGGGUGGGGUGACUGGAUUUCUACAACAUUUUUCUGCAAUGAUAACAUUUUAUUUCAUAAGGUGAUUAUUACGGGCUGUACGGCGGUACAAGUGGUUAGCGCGCAGGACACACAGCUAGGAGACCUGAGUUCGAUUCCACCCUUGGCCAUCUCUGUGU